CAGGCUCUGGAGAGGGAGGAGGGAAGCAGGCGGGCAGCGGGCAGCAGUCUGGACGCUAAAGUCAGAUUUGUCCUUGUGGAAUUUAUGACAGGAUCGGAAAAUGUGGCGGUCGACGGCGGCGGACUGACACUACAACCUACCGGUCUUUUUUUUAGAAGCAAGACGUGAUUUCCCACCUUAGUUUUGGUGGCAGAUGUGAGCAGACGGGAGUCCCAUGAGGAAAAAAAUGUCGCUAACACCAAAAUCCAUGAUUUCCGCGGAGGAGCAGAGCCGAGCGGAGUAUAAACAUGGAGGGAGAGAGGUGAAAGGAAACAGUAAGAAAGUGAACCAGUCUCUAAACGAGUCGCUGGACGGAGAAAUCCAGGCCUUCCUCAUAGAUGAGGACCAGCUCCACACCUACGAUGACCUUACCAAAGUCAACCCAGUGACCCAAACAACAGUGCUGAAAUGCCUUCAGGCCAGGUACAGUAUGAAGGUGUUUUACACCCAUGCAGGAUGCACCUUGGUGGCUCUCAACCCCUUCCAGCCCAUCCCAGACCUCUACUCUCUGGAUGUGAUGAAGGAGUAUCACUGUGCUCCUCAGCCCCAGGAGUUCAAACCACAUAUCUUUAUUGUGGCAGAGGAGGCCUACAGGAAUUUGCAGGGCCAGAUGGAGCCUGUGAACCAGUCGUUGGUGGUCAGCGGUGAGAGCGGUGCAGGAAAGACAUGGACGUCCCGUUGCCUGAUGAAAUACUACGCCACUGUGGCCGCCUCCUCCUCCGUGGUGAAGAGUCAGGACACGGUGGACAGGAUAGAGAGGAGGGUGCUGGACUCCAACCCCAUCAUGGAGGCUUUCGGAAAUGCCUGUACGCUACGGAACAACAACAGCAGUCGCUUCGGAAAGUACAUCCAGCUUCAGCUCGACAGGUCCCAGCUGUUGGUGGGGGCGUCAGUGCAAACGUAUUUGCUGGAGAAGACCAGGGUGGCCUGUCAACCGGCCAAAGAAAGAAACUUCCACAUCUUUUAUCAGAUGAUGAAAGGGGCCACAGAUGAGCAGAGAAAAGAGUGGAGGAUGCCAAAGGACCAACAGUUUGUCUGGCUUCCAAACGCUGAAAAAACACUGGAGGAGGACUGUUUUCAGGAGACUUUGGAGGCAAUGGUUCACCUGGGCAUUAAUGCAGAGAAGCAGGGCCAAAUAUUUAAGAUAUUAGCUGGGAUUUUGCAGUUUGGGAAUGUGAAUUUCUCCUCAGCAGAUGAAUCACAACCUUGUAACAUAGAGGAGCAAUCUAAAGACUUUCUUCAGAGGGCUGCUGGUCUGCUCGGUGUCCCCGUGGAUGAGCUCCUGGCCUGUUUAAGAGUGAGGACACUGAAGGCUGGGAAACAGAGUGUCCUCAAGCCCUGUUCCCAGUCAGAGUGCAGCGUUAGGAGAGACUGCCUGGCUAAGCUCAUCUAUGCCCAAUUGUUUGAAUGGCUGGUUACAUUCAUUAACAACAGCAUAUGUGCAGACAACUCCAUUUGGUGCAACUUCAUAGGACUGCUGGAUGUGUACGGGUUUGAGUGCUUUCCAGUCAAUAACCUGGAGCAGCUAUGCAUUAACUAUGCCAAUGAGAAACUCCAGCAGCACUUUGUGGCUCACUAUCUCAGAGCUCAGCAGGAGGAAUAUGUGUCGGAGGGGUUGGAGUGGUCCUUUGUUAAAUACCAGGACAACCAGAACUGUCUGGAUUUGAUAGAGGGAAGCCCUACCAGCAUCUUCUCUCUUCUUAAUGAGGAAUGUCGUCUUAAUCGAGUCUCAGAUGCCAAGAAGUUCAGGGGUCGUCUGGAGAAGGAGCUCUGUGAUAAUGCAAACAUAAGCUGGGAUAAGUACAGCCAGGAGGCACAUUUCACUGUGGCCCAUUACGCUGGCAAAGUCAACUACCAGAUAGACGGCAUGAUGGAGAAAAACAAGGAUCCUGUGCCACGAGAGCUCAUAGCUCUGCUGCAGAAGUCAGAAAACCCUCUGCUUCACCAGAUCUUCGCUGACAAGGACACUGAGAACGCAAAGAGCAAGGGGCUCAGCAAAGUCACUGUGGUCUCAAAGUUCAAGAACUCUCUGGAGAGCCUGAUGAAGAUCCUCCACACCACAACUCCCCACUACACCCGCUGCAUCAAACCUAACCCAGACUGCAAACCACUGACCUUCCAAAAGGAGGAGGUGAUUAUACAAUUGAAGGCCUGUGGGAUUGUUGAGACCAUACACAUUAGUGCUGCAGGCUUUCCAAUAAGAAUUCCUUUCAAAAGCUUCAUACAGCGAUAUGGACUGAUUUCUAAAUCUUCAGCCUUCAAGACAGUGGUUCAUACUGGUGAUUUGGAUACUGACAAGGACAGUCUCAGACCAGCGGUGGAUAAGCUUCUCAGAGUGGUGUUACAAAGCCAGGUUCUUGACCCCGCAUGCCAACGUGACAGUGAAACACACAGCACAUUGGUGCACUGUGGAAGGACCAAAGUUUUUCUGACCCAGUCCAUGCUAGAAUUAUUAGAGGAUCAGAGAAAGAAGGUCCUGUCCCAGAAGGCCUUCUCCAUUCAGUGCUGUUGGCGAAGGUACCAGCGCUGCAGACGCCACGCCCAGCGACGGGCCGCCACCUUGAUCCAAGCAGCGGGGCGGUCAUGGCUGGUCAGGAGGCAGGUCCACAGAUGGCACAGGGCAGCGGCUGUCAUCCAGACUUCCUGGAGGAAGUGGAAGAAGGUAAUGAAUUCCCUGGCUGAGGCAGAACUAGAUGAUGCCAAGCACCUUGUAGGAGAGAAUGUGCCGGUGGUGAACCCUGUCGUCAGAGAGCGGGGUUCGGUGCAGCUCUCAACCAUCCCAGAGCCUGUGACGGUACGAGGGUGGCCCAUGGGCCUGGCUCUGGCCUCAGCACCGUCCAUCACCGUGUCGCUGACAGCCACCGGCUUCCAGAAGAUGAUGUCUGUGAUUGCCUCCGUCAACGUGCCGUCCAGGAAAGGGGAAUACAAGGUGGAGACAAACCAGUACAAACAGGGUCUGGCCUCAAUAAGGGCUAAACCCAGGGGAUCUGUGAAGCUGCACUAUCAGCGAUCUCCACUUCUCUAUGCUGACAGGCAACCAAACGUGGUGAGCAACGGAGUGACAGGAUUCAACCAAAUCCUGCUGGAGAAAACCUUGUAAUUUUAAUAUAACAUUAAGGGCUGACUUCAUGGUAAAAGAUAGGCAAGUUCAGCAUAUAGCUGCCUUUACAGUGGAACAAACAGAACAGCUGCUCAACCACAAUUUUAAACAGAGGGAACAAUCAGAUUUCACGUGCUACUUUGCAAACUUUUUUGUGUCUAACUCAGUGUUUAAGUUGGUGACCGCUCAAGUGAACCUGCUAAGAAAACCAAAGAUCUAUCUUGUUAUGCUGUGUUAUGUGUCAGUUGAGCUACCAUCUCAUCAUAUGGCUUUAGAGUGAAACAAUGUGGCUGACAAUUUUCAGUCCCCUUGGUUGAACUCCAUCUACACUUCUCAGCAUAAUAAUUGGUCCUAGAAGAAAUGUGCUGGAUAGUUACACAACAGAACCGUUACCUAAAACCAAGGCCUCAUCUCUUUGUGGUGAACAGGCCCCUUCACAUGGGACAAUACUCGCACUUUUAAAAGCAUUAGACAACACAUGUUCGUCUAGUUGCUGCCUUUUGGAACACUUGAUGGUUGUUGAAAGUAUUUGUACUGAGACAAGUGCCUCUCUUUAAGUUUCUUUAGAUUUAACUCACAGUAGAGUUUUGGUGUAUUUAUUUAUUUAUGGGUGAUUUGGUUGACUUCUUUCUUGCUGGAAAUACAUGUUAAAAUAUUCAUUAAGAUGCACAUAUGAAUGCAGAAGAUAGGCCAAAGAAAAAUUUAAAGCAUUUAUUUCCAAUGUGAUUCCCAGUUAAAAAGAAAUUAUGCAUGUUGCACAUGUUAAGUACCAAGACUGCAGAGAAAUGGUCUGUUCAAGCUUAUGUAAAGAAAGAACCAUCACAGUAAAAGCACAGACACAUUGGUGUGCUGUGUGUUUGAUAAAGGACGUUUGUAAAAUGCACAUCAGGGAAAAUGUGUUUUUGAUUAAUCCAAUUCCUGCUCUUAUAACUGGAUGUUGCAGAGAAUACUGAUCACCUCAAGCAUUUUAUCAACUGCAGUUCAAAGCAAUCUAAGUACUGUAUAAUAUGUAAAAACCUCAUUACACUACAGUGUUUCAGAUGGGAGAACACCAACUUUGUUUUUUAACUGACACAUUUGUGCAGGGACCAAGUUUUAUUAAUAUUGAAAUUUUCAUCUUUCCACAAUGAGUUUUACUUUGAAUCAAACAGUGCAAUAAAGGAUGCACCUCUUAGACUUGUGCUGAUGUCUCUAGAUUUUGAUCAAGUUCAUUACUUUAGGAUGCGACAACUGCUGAUUGCAAGCAUAUGCUUGUUUACUUAUUGAAUAUUUCCACUACACUUUUCCUUUUUACAACCAUCUACAUUUAGCUUGAGCUGACUACUUUUCAAACCUCUGAUUUUAUCAGUAUAUACUUCUCAAACUGUACACACCAAAUGUAUUUCAUGUAUUAUGUCAGCUCUACCAAGAGAUCAGUGCACAAUGAUGUUUGUAUUAUCUUUAUGUUGGAAUAAAUAUUUGAUUGUCAGUUUAAUAUAAAAUGUCUGAAGCUACACAA
Molecule: messenger RNA, 4637 nt
Organism: Myripristis murdjan (pinecone soldierfish)
Lineage: Eukaryota; Metazoa; Chordata; Actinopteri; Holocentriformes; Holocentridae
Gene: myo19
Product: myosin XIX
Exons: 24
Coding region: 215-3139 (974 amino acids)
Biological process (GO): actin filament organization
Cellular component (GO): myosin complex; actin cytoskeleton; cytoplasm
Molecular function (GO): microfilament motor activity; actin filament binding; ATP binding
Source: RefSeq, a predicted model, not a curated record